Messenger RNA from Seminavis robusta, 883 nucleotides. The record is from the annotation of a GenBank genome assembly. Lineage: Eukaryota; Bacillariophyta; Bacillariophyceae; Naviculales; Naviculaceae.
AUGGCUUUUUUCUUGAUUUGGUCGCUGGAAAGAUGCUACCACUUUUUGCUACCCUUGGACAGCAUCAGUGCUGUGAACAAUUGGAUCUUUCUACCCCACCAUCGCAAUGGUACCAUUUGGGGAGAAGGGGGUGACGGGUUCUACGGUUUCUAUGGCCUCUGGUACCAAGAUGACCUUCGAUUCUAUACCAUUCGUAUUCACGUGUUUUGCGCCACCGUUUCGGGUAUCCUCGUUGCAAUGAAUUUGUUCUUUGGAAAAGAGCUCGCAACGACACGUAGAACCACAGGAAAACCUCAUCCAGGUGCCCCAAUCCACAAGACGUUGGGAUGGGUCACGGUAUAUCUUUCCGUGAUCAACUUGGUAACCAGUUUCUACGUUCUCUGGGGCAUGGGCAUGCUAGGGGCUGGCGCUGCUGGCGAGAAAACGGACAAGGCAGCUUGGGUGAUAAUGGCGCUCUCGCUGCCACCAGGACGGUUAAGUAAAAGUUGACUUUGGGGAAAAUGGGGUUUUCGAAAGGAAAAGUGUUGAAGUUUUGAAUUUUUAGAUUUAACAGCACUGAAACUGUUGAAAUUGGUUCAACACUGUUGAAUCUCCUAUAAACACUAAUUCAACAGAGAUUUAACACUUUUCAACAGAGAUUCAACACUUAUUCAACAACUUCCACACUUCCACUGACUAUAGAUUCAACAGUGAUUCAACAGGGUUUCAACACGAUUCAACACUUAUUCAACAGUUUUUCAACAAUUAUGAACCUCUUUUCAACACUUUUCAACAAGGGUGAAAAGUAGACAAAUUGUUUAAGAAUAGGGGAACCUUCAAGUCCAGUUGACCCAAAAAUCCAACUUUUUCCACUUUUACUUAACCGUCCAGGCAUUUACUAUGC